Thlaspi arvense is the source of this 1365-nucleotide messenger RNA. The record is from the annotation of a GenBank genome assembly. NCBI's taxonomy places the organism in Eukaryota, Viridiplantae, Streptophyta, Magnoliopsida, Brassicales, Brassicaceae.
CGGCAGAGCAUUUUGGAGGAGAUGGAGAUGGAGUCGAAGGCUUUCAGUUGGGAGAUAGACAAUUUUUCGGAAAGGAACGAUGUGAUGGUUUCGGAUCCUUUCUCAAGCGGUGGCUGCGAAUGGUCCCUUCGUCUUCAUCCCAAGGGAAAUUUUGCGGAUAGUCACUUGGCUCUGUUCCUGUGUGCUGUGAAUCCCGGAUCAUUGCUACCUGGAUGGAGAAGACUCGCUAGUUUUGGCUUCGUUUUGUUGGAUCAAUCUGGCAAAGAGCUCUUCAGAACAGCUGAAGCAAGCAGAUUGUUCUGCGCUGAGAAUCAAGACUGGGGUUAUCAAAGAAUGUUGCCUCUUAGCGAGCUUCAAAAAGAAGGGUUUUUGGAGAACAACAAACUAACCAUUGAAGUCUACAUUAAAGUAGUUAAAGUUGUUCAUGAAGGAAAACCAACUGAGACUUUGAUGGUAGAUAUUAAUGGUUUCCAUGUUCUUACUACUCAGGGUAUCUCAGUGAGCAAGAUUUUCGCACAGCACCCAGACCUUGCAGUAGGUAUAAAAUCAGAUAUCAGUGAGGUGAAGACAGCCUACAUGAAUAUUCUCCUCGGCCUCAUCGAGACACUUGGCAAGCCUCCUCAGAGCUUGUCGGAGACUGAGCUAAGAAACGCUGACAACGAUUUGAGUGAGCUAACAGAAGCUGGCUUUGAGCUGGAUUGGUUAAAGUCAAAGCUUGAGGAGGUUUCCUUGGAGAAGAAGAAGGAGAAGAAAACAGUUUCUGAUCUCAAAUCUGCUCCUGCUCCUGCUCCUAGAGUUUAUUCGUUUGGGUCAAUAGAUUGUUUUAUAAAGAGUGUUCUGAUCCUAGAAACUUUCUCGCUUAGACAUCGUCACAUAAACCAGACGUGGGGACGAUUCGCUAUGCUAGUUCUUAUCAUCACUUUUCUUAAACAACACCCAGACUUUGCAGUGGAUAUCAAACCAAAAAGCAAAGCGGCGAAGACAGCAUACAUGACAAUCCUCCUAGACCUUGUCAAGACGCUAGAUAAACCUCCAGAGAGCAUAUCAGAGACAGAACUAACUAAGGGUUACAGCAGGUUGUUUGUACUAAUCGAAGUGGGCUUCAAGCUGGACUGGUUGAAGUCAAAGCUUGAUCAGGUUUCCUUGGGGAAGAAGAAGAAAGAAAAUGAUGAUGCGGCUCGGGUCCAAGAACUCGAGGAAAAGGUCAAGAAUCUUGAGCUGAUGUUGUCUGGUCUCAAAGUUGAACUGGACAAGGAGAAGGCCAAAUCUUCUACUGCUUCUCCUAAAGUUUCCUUUACGAGUACUGAGAGUUUUGGAAUUCGGAAGAUUGAGAGUCUUGGAAUUCGGAAGAGGAGAUCCGAUUAA